This is a messenger RNA of Phytophthora nicotianae INRA-310, 171 nucleotides long. RefSeq lists its product as hypothetical. The transcript is spliced from 2 exons. The record is from RefSeq and is a predicted model, not a curated record. NCBI's taxonomy places the organism in Eukaryota, Oomycota, Peronosporomycetes, Peronosporales, Peronosporaceae. The coding region runs from base 1 to 171 and encodes 56 amino acids.
AUGUCCACUCCGAACGAGAACACAACUGCAGAAGAUCCCACAGAUGAAGACUUCUGUGGUGUUGACGACCAAGAAUUGGCUGCAGAUGGCUCUGAGACCGGAUCAGAAAACCUGGGCGAGGACAGUAUGGAGCAUAGUAUUGAGGAAGACCUUGAGCUAGAAGCAAUUUAA